Molecule: messenger RNA, 1968 nt
Organism: Tyto alba (common barn owl)
Lineage: Eukaryota; Metazoa; Chordata; Aves; Strigiformes; Tytonidae
Product: C-type lectin domain family 18 member A-like
Exons: 12
Coding region: 63-1454 (463 amino acids)
Source: RefSeq, a predicted model, not a curated record
GCAACCAGACACACACACGAGCACGCACAAGCGCGCAGGAGCGUGCGGCCGAGCUCGCCCCGAUGCCAGGGCUGCUGCGGGGCGGCUCGCCUCUCCCAAAUCCUCCCUCCGGAGCCAUGGGGGUCUGGUGCCCCCCCAUCCCAGGCACCUGCAUGAAGCUCUGGGUGCUGCUGGUUUGCAGCCUCCUGGCGUGGAGGGUGGGUGAGACAGGGUCGGAUGCUCCAGAGAAGUUGCCCGCGCUGGCUCCGGGAGCUCUCAGCAUGAAGGAGACCUUCCUGGUGCUCUCGCUGCACAACAAGCUGAGGAGCAAAGUGCACCCCCCUGCUGCCAACAUGCAGAAGCUGGAGUGGGACGAGGAGCUGGGGCGACUGGCCGGGGCGCGGGCAGCCAGCUGCCUGGAGGGUCCCGCUCCGCCGCUGACCCCGCAGCUGGGCUGGAGCGAGACCCUGCUGCCGGCGAGCGCCGGGGGCUUCGCGGCCGUGCUGGAGCGCUGGUUCGCCGAGGCCCGGCGUUACGACUACGGGACGGGACGCUGCACCGGGAAUGCCACCUGCCACCAUUACACCCAGCUGGUGUGGGCCACGGCGGGGCAGCUGGGCUGCGGGCGGCAUCUCUGCACCGGCGGCCGGGGGCCCCGCCAGGCCUUCGCCUGCGCCUACUCCCCGGGGGGCAACUGGGAGGUGGCGGGGACGCCCGUCCUGCCCUACAAGCGGGGGCCCUGGUGCUCCCUCUGCACCGCCGGCCUCUCCGGCUGCUUCAAGUCCUGGGACCACGGCGGCGGGCUCUGCGAGGUGCCCAGGAACCCCUGUCGCAUGAGCUGCAGGAACAGCGGGCGCCUCGACAUGGGCAGCUGCCAGUGUGCCUGUCCCCCCGGCUACACGGGCAGGUACUGCCAAGUGAGGUGCAGCGGGCAGUGCCUCCACGGGAAAUUCCGGAAGGAGGAAUGCUCCUGCCUCUGCGACGUGGGCUACGGCGGAGCCGAGUGCGGCACAAAGAUUCGGUUCCCUUUCCACGCCUGCGACUUGAGGAUAGACGGCGACUGCUUCAUGGUGUCCCCUGAGGCCGACACCUACUACGGAGCCAAAAUAAAGUGCCAGGAGAAAGGGGCGAUGCUGGCCCAAAUCGGAAACCAGAAAGUCCAGGACAUCCUGGCUUUCUACCUCAGCCGCUUGGAGACUGGCAACAGAGUGACAGACACUGAUUUUGAGACUGGGAACUUCUGGAUUGGUCUCACCUACAAGACGUCCAAGGCUGCCUUCCGCUGGGAUGUGGGUGAACCGUCCUCCUUCACCAGCUUUGCUUUUGGGCAGCCGGACAACCAGGGGUUCGGGAACUGCGUGGAGAUGCAAGCGUCGGCUGCCUUCAACUGGAACGACCAGCGCUGCAAGACCCGAAACCGGUACAUCUGCCAGUUCGCCCAGGAGCACAUCGACCUGUGGCAGCGGGACCCCUGAGCCGGCAGCCCCGGCCAGCGCUGGCUGCUGUGCCGAGCCCGUGGCUCGGGAGGACUCCAGUGCUGUGCCAAGCCUGGACCGUGGGGGACCACCCCCCCAGCUCCCCCCUGCAGGGGACGGGGGGGCUGAGGGCACCCACGGCGCUGGGACCCGGCGAGACGGGCGCGCGCUCUGCGUCAGCGUCCCCGAGACGGCGGCUUCUUCUGCCCCUCACCUUCCUCCGUCACCAUCACGCUGCGACAGUCCCCAGGGUAGGGAGAUGCCCCCACCACAGCCAGCUCCAGCAGCAUCCUUCUGAUAAUUUGGCAGCCGGGCUGUGUCCGGACCACGGUCCUGAUGCGAUGGGAGGCCAAGUGGGGGGUUCUGGGGGGCGCAGACCUUGGCACUGCUCCUGGCCUGGGUGGGGACCCCCCCAGCCUGGCACCAUGGGUUCCUCACCGUCCUGGUCCUUCAUCUUCACCCAGUUCCUCACCAUUUGCUGGGUGGUUAAUAAAGACCCUCACUCCUUUGGGAA